UUUCUGUUUGUGUGUGGUACACGACCGAGAUGCUAGAGGUCUGCGUCAGCUUCACCUGUCAGUCUUUUCGGAGUGUUUUGCCCAAAAUGACCUAAAAGUCAAGAGAACCGUAACUCGUGAAUUUGAUUUAUUAAUUUCGUAUCAGGAGGCUGUGGCGGCGGCGGCUGUAUCACUAUUACAAUAUAUAUCACACACAUAUAUAUAAUAUAUUGUGCGCGGACUACGGCCUGUGCAGUCGGGGCGGGGCCCAGCACACGCCGCUAUGGACCAGCUGCAGGCCGCCAACCAGUUCGACGAUUUGCCGCACAAAUGGGUGGACGUGGUGGCCGACUACUUGCGGGGCUUCCGGAACGACACGACCGACUUCACCCGCCCGCAGCUCCGGUCGUACGUCCGGCACACGUAUCCGGCGUUCGUGUGCGGAUAUAGCGCGCUCAUCAUGGCCGGCGCCCUGUGCAACGCGUACGUGCUGGCCAUCGUGGCCCGGAAGCGGUUGUACGCCACCGACCCGGUUUACGUGUACGUGGCCAACCUGGCCGUCACCGGCAUCGUCGAGUGCGUUUCCGUGCUGCCCAUAUUGAUGGUGUUGCUGGUGCAAAACUGGAUAUUCGGCCGGUUCCUGUGCUUUUUACUGCCGAUGCUCCAGGAUGUUCCUACUCAUGUAAUAAUGUUGACCUUUCUUCUAAUGGCUAUUGAUCGUUACAAACAUCUCAAACAUCCGAAUAAAAUGAGACUGCCGCCUUUAGCCUGUACUUUUGGAUGUUGGAUAGUGGCAUUUUGCAUUGUAUUGCCAUAUCCCGUUUACACUGAUUAUUUAGAUUUGGGUGCAUACAUAAAAGUACAAUUUGAAGGAGUUGGAAUUUGUGCAGUAAACAUGGCCGAUGAUAUGCAAGACUAUCUUCGAAGUUUAUUCGUCUUAACAUAUUUGGUUCCGUUAGUGUCUAUGGGCUACCUUUACUCAAAAAUGUCAGAAAUUCUGCGCGACUUGAUGAAUCUUCCCGCUGUAUUUUAUUCUCAAGAUUUAACACCAAGAAGCUGUGAAAUGCCAUCACGUUUGAACGAAGUACAAUCUACGGUCAGCGACUCCGAUGACGAGGAAAUCGAUGGAUACAAGGAGUCAAAGACGCAAAAAUAUUUAAUAUCAAUGAUCAUUUCGUAUGCUGUGUGUAUAGGUCCACUAAUGAUUUUGAGAUUGGGAAAACUUGAAGUAUCUGAAACGUACGAGAACAGUAGACACUUCGAUUUAACGUUCAUGAUAUGCGUAUGGCUGGCGUUUGUGCCAACAGUUACUACCCCGUUGCUGUUUGUAGCAUGGAAUUCGGACAGUAGCACCAAGGAUCGGAUCAGGAGUUAUUUCAAGAGGACAAAGGUCACGGCGGAACAAGCGACCAGGACCGUUUCGACGGAGGGUCUCGCAGCCCGCAAUUCGAUUUAUACUGUGCAGGAGAGCAUUCCGGCUUAAACGCUUCGACGAACGGAGUUGGUUUACAUUGAUUUAUUAUGGAAAUAUAACAGAACAAACAAUAAUAAUAUUAGCGUUAAUGAAAAAAAAAAAAACAAAACAAAACAAAACAAAAAAAAAAGCAUAACAAAAUUCACACAUUAUCGUAUUCAAUACGAAUAGCUAACACCGUUGCCUGAAAAUUGAAAUUUCGACACGUCGGCGGCCGAUGAGUAAUAUACUCCCAACGGGUUUUGCGGCA
This is a messenger RNA of Aphis gossypii (cotton aphid), 1703 nucleotides long. RefSeq names its product prolactin-releasing peptide receptor. Gene Ontology annotation, biological process: neuropeptide signaling pathway. Lineage: Eukaryota; Metazoa; Arthropoda; Insecta; Hemiptera; Aphididae. The record is from RefSeq and is a predicted model, not a curated record. Gene Ontology annotation, molecular function: neuropeptide receptor activity. Gene Ontology annotation, cellular component: membrane.